Molecule: messenger RNA, 660 nt
Organism: Ixodes scapularis (black-legged tick)
Lineage: Eukaryota; Metazoa; Arthropoda; Arachnida; Ixodida; Ixodidae
Exons: 3
Coding region: 14-454 (146 amino acids)
Source: RefSeq, a predicted model, not a curated record
GGAACAGCAUUCUAUGCAGCUGGAUACCAUUCUGGGAAUCCUAAACAGCAGUGGAGCAAUGAACGUACCCAACGACGAAAUACUUGAAGAACCUUUUGACAACGUGGAUGACUUUCUGGUGUUUGACAAAAAAUUGAAGACAUGCAAAGCGACAAAGGAAAGCCUUGUCAAUCAGCUGGCAGCAGUUGGAGGUUCGUCGGUGGGCAACAACACUCGUGGCGUGCUAGAACAGUUGAUGACCCAGAAGGUGGCGGUGAAAUUCAGCUGGCUGGGUCAAAGGGAGAAGAUGAAGUUUAAAGACCUCGAGUACCCGGAUGUCAUCUACAGAGCCGUAAAGAAAAACAAGCGGUUGGAAACGGACAAGGCAGAAGUUUGGGAGGUUAUAAAAACAUGGCUGAAGCAUGCCGCAGAAAAACUGAAGAAGGAGCAGCGGAAGCUGCAGCCUGAUGAAUAAUAAGAUUAUUUGUUGCAUACAGUGGAAAACUUCUAGUCAAACUUUUAAUCCUGUAAUGCCCAGAGUGAUACUGAGCGUCGUUGGUUGUUUGUAACUUACGCUGUGGAAAGUAGACAUAUCUCAAUUUCUUUUUCAACUACAAAAGAUACUGGCUGUAUCAGAUGUUAUACAUUGGGCAAUUAAUAAACUAUAUCUAUGAACAACAC